Messenger RNA from Postia placenta MAD-698-R-SB12, 2349 nucleotides. RefSeq lists its product as hypothetical. The transcript is spliced from 16 exons. Bases 1 to 2349 code for a protein of 782 amino acids. The record is from RefSeq and is a predicted model, not a curated record. NCBI's taxonomy places the organism in Eukaryota, Fungi, Basidiomycota, Agaricomycetes, Polyporales, Adustoporiaceae.
AUGUCGCUGAGCUGCAGCGCAAGGCAUAUGAUCGGUGCACCUUGCAAGAAGAAAAACCAGUCCGUCACAAGUGUGGAUCAGGACGCGUACUAUCGAACGCUAGCAUGGCAAAUCGUCCAUUUAAGUGUAUCCACUCACUUGGGUUCAAACACUUAUGCACCCAGGGUUACGGAAUUCAUUCAGACUGCACACCCCUACACGCCAGUCGGCGUAACAGGCAAUGCUGUCUCCGGCAUGAGCUCCAUUCAAUUUUCUCCAUAUCGCCAUUCUUCGAACCGGCCUGCUGUGACGGGUCGUGAAACCGUAGACCAAGCAAGAUACUACUCAAACAGUGAUCUUAUCGAAUGCGUUGAUGAAUGGGCAGGUGGCUUUUUCUGCAAUUUGGACGAAACUCUAGCGAGACAGGGUGAGAGCUCGCUUCAUAGGUCUCUGACGCCGUUCCAUGAGAAGCUCGACCGAUACACAGGAUGGAGGAACCCACCUGCGACAACGAAUAGCGAAAAUAAUAUCCCCAACGUCGAAUGGCUGUUUCUCAGCACGCAAUCUAUUCGUCUGCUAUUUCGAGCGCUCGAUCGUUCCCGGGUCCUCGGAGUCUGUAUGACAUUGACCCUAUCGCAAGACGACCUCACUCGUGAAGAGGUGGACAAGGAGCCAAUGCGUGUACAGACAGACUUCAUCAUGUCUAAUACUGGUCCCCUCGCCGGUUUCACUGUGCGCACCGAGUUGAAGGAGCUGCAAAAGGCCGAUCUUGGUCGCAAAUAUGGCUUGAAAGACAGGCGACCGCUUGAUCCACCGCCCGUGGUUCAGCUGCAAAUCUUUCGGGUGCACAAUCCCGGAACCUCCCAAGAAACGGAAGAAGAAAUUGUGUAUACGUCGAAAGAAACGGGGCCAGAAUCCAUGGAAUGGAGCAAUGAUGACGAUCCCUCCAGCGUGUCACGACCCCCUCACUCCGAUGACCAAGCAGGCCUUGCGUCGCUAAUGGAGACAGAGUCUCCCGUCGACAAUUCCAUUCAGCCUUUUCAUAGGUUCAAUCCACCGUACGCAGGGCCAUCCUCGGUCUCAGCCUCCACAGCAUGGCAACUGUCCGUCUUGGAGGCGGAGUCGUCAUCCACACAUCUGUCGACUCGACCUCAGACACAUCUUGGCGACCGCAACGUAGUGUCACCUGCGGAUGACCUAGCACCAACCAGAAGUGGCACUUACCCAGAAAGCAUGACUUCCAAUGAGAUACUGUGUGGAUCUCAAACUGUUUCGCCGACCUGCACGGAUUAUGUGGGCAAAAAGGCGUUGUUGUUUGUGUUCUCGGAUCUCGCUGUCAAAUCAGAGGGAACGUUUGCGUUGCGUUACCGUGCAUUCGACAUCUUAUCGAGUAUCCCAACCGGGAGAGGUCACGUUGCAAUUGCGGAGUGCAGUGGCGGUCGAUUCAGGAUAUACUCUACCAAAGACUUCCCGGGACUGCGUGCUUCUACCUCGCUUACGAAGAGUUUUUUGCCCGUCUCGAUUCUUGUAUAUCGUUGUAUUAGUAGACCUGGUGCUCUUUUCGACAUGUCUGUACACGCAAUCGGGAUCUCAGAGCUGAAGCACGCAUUUUCUUCGCAUGAUAGCGACGCCGAAGAGAAUCGACUCGUUGCCGCACGUAGUAUGAGCACCGUCCAACCAGACGGUGGCGGCGAAGACCGAAUAGAAGGGAUAGCUGGUGGUGUCAGCAUGUACCAGGGAUUGAGAAACACGAGCCUGAACCGAUGUGAAGGCAGUGAGAGUUUGUGGACGGUCGGUCGGAGACGGACAAAGGCCGAGGACCGCUCUCUUGGCCCAUCUCAAAAGAGAUUCACGGCAUUCCGCCUUUGGCCUUUGUCAUGCGGAGCGAGCAACCGACUGUAUGACAACCACCGCACCAUUGCCUUGAACGACCCCGUAUUGACAGAGACGAGCGCCCUGGGCAGACCGAGUAUGAGAGAAGGAAAGCUUGAGGUUGGUCAAGCAUCCUGGGUGACGGAGCGUCAUAGCUGCACCGCCUACAAGAAAGGGAGGAAUAGUGAAGCCCUUAAAGGAUCCACAUGGGAGCUCACCGUGGGGCUUGUACUCUGUCGAAGCAUAGCAAAAUGGGAACUGCCGAGUUUCAUGUAUGAGCCCGGGGCGUUGGACGCAGCCAGGUCAUGUUACGCGCUAGCCAGUUGGGCUCAAACGGCACAAGGUGGUACCCACUGGCAUGCGUACACGAAUGCUUUUGUGAAACGAUACUCACUCUUGAUCUAUGACACCAAUGUGGACGGCCAGACGAGACGACAAGAAGACGCGACAAAGCUCGUCAUUCACAUGCGAUCGGAGGCUUUAGAACAAGUUGCGUAG